GUUUUUACAUCUUUUUUCGGAGCUGAAGACUACUGUUCAUUUGAAGCAGAUUUUAUCUGCAUUUUCCAGCUCAAAGGUUACCCUACGGGUAUUUUCGUGUAGGCUAUACGCAUUUACAGAUUUUAUCUGCAUUUUCCGGCUCAAAGGUUUCUCUACUGGUUGACCUUUUGCAACCCGCUGCGGUUAGAACUGUGUGCCUAGUCGUUCAAGUGCAGUCAUUGCGAGUAUGUCAAAGAGAUCAGGAGGCGGUGGUCGGAGCGUGCAAGUAAGCGGCUACACACGAUCAAAUGGCACCUACGUUCAAGGUUAUACACGCUCUGCGGCGAGCUCCAGUGGAAGCAGAGCGUCUUCUGCAAGUUCAAGUCAAUCUAGCUUUGGUGGGGUUCACGUGAGCGGUUACACACGAUCAGAUGGCACGCAUGUUGAAAGCUACACACGUUCUGCACCAAAUGCUAGUGUAAGCAGAGCGUCUUCUUCAGGGUCAAGUCAGUCUGUCUCUGGUGUGGUCCAAGUGAGCGGUUACACUCGGUCAGACGGUACCAACGUGGAGGGAUACACACGAUCUUUACCGAGCUCCAGCGCUUCGUCCACUGCCAGCAACUCUGGUACUGUUCAUGUAAGCGGUUACACUCGCUCAGAUGGAACAUACGUGCAACCCUACACAAGGUCUUCUCCUGCUAGUGGAUCUGCCACCAGCAGAGAGGCGUUGGAUCUUGUCCAAGUGAAAGAGUACACCAGAAGUGAUGGCGUAAUAGUGAAAGAACACACAAGACAGAAACCACAGACCCCACAAAAGGACAGCAGUGCAUCUUCUAAAAGUAUUGGUGAUGCAACAGGAAGCAGUGCAACUUCACAGCCAUCAAAAGAACGAACAUACGUUGACAAUCCUAUGAACAGAAGGCUGGGAAGAGUUGGUAAAGUGAUACCUAAACGAAACAUUGUACGUCGAGAUAUUAGGGACAACAACACGAUCCAGGAUGUUAUCGACAUCUUGAAAAACAUGGCAAUUGAUAAUGAAAGGCGAUGUGACUACCAGUCAGCUCUUUAUGACCUCCAAAGAAGUGAAUUGGAAAAUCAGUUCAAAUCAUCUGGUAAAGAACCAGUCACCGAACAUGAAAAGCUGAGAGAAUUUACUGCCAGCUCUGGGAUGAAGCUAGCUAUUAUUCCCUUUAAAGAACUGGAACUCCAAGGUGAAGCUAUUGGGAAAGGAUCAUAUGGAGAAGUAUAUGCAGCAACUUUUAAAGGAACUGUUGUCGCUUUCAAGCAGCUCUUGUAUCAACACAUGUCGACAAAGCGGCGUGACAAAUUUGUAAAUGAGAUCUCAAUUCUUUCAAGUCUAGAUCAUUCCAAUACUGUCAAACUGUUUGGAGCAGUGGUUGACCAGGAUCACCUUGGCAUUGUCAUGGAGUACCUUCCUCGUAGUUUGUUUCAUGCCAUCUUUAUUGAUCUCACAGAGUUUGAAGAAGCAGCAAAGAAAAAGCAAGUGUUACAAGUAGCCGAUGCUCUGGUGUAUCUCCACACUAAUCAGAUAGUACACUGUGAUGUGAAGAGUGAGAACGUCCUUUUGGACAAGAACGACAAUGCCAAAUUGGGUGAUUUUGGUCUCAGUGCUGUGAAGUCUGCAACACAGUCAUCUCAAUCCGGUCUGCCAGAUCAUCGCGGUCAAGGUACUCCACGAUAUUCUGCACCUGAAGUUCUGCGAGGAGAACUCCUUAAUUUUGAAAAGUUGCGUCUCACUGAUGUCUACUCGCUUGGUAUUGUUGCAUUUGAAGUGUUGGCCGAGGAAGAGCCUUUUGAAGGUCUGAGUGUGAAGCAGUUGGAAAAAAAUGUUGGUCAUGGUAAAGUACGUCCUAACAUUCCUUCUUGUGUGUCACAAGCUAUUCAACAUUUGCUGCAAAGUUGUUGGAGUGCCGUGGCUAAUGAUCGACCUUCUAGCGAAGAAUUCAGAAAUGUUUGGGAAUCUUCAGACUUGUACUGUACGUCGAGUGAAACACAUGGAUGUCUUGAGUUUUGUGUUAGCAAGUAAAAGUAACUGUCGACUGAAUGUGCUGUCUUUAGACGGAGACUUUUCUGUAAUAUCAUAUGCUUUGUGUUUUAGCUGAAAUCUGUAUUUUAACAUUGCGCAUAGCAUCAAUUUGACUGUAGCAUCAAAUUGGGAUGCACAUUUGUAUGACUGUUCUCUUGGAGUUAGAAUUAAAGAGCUGCUUGGAUUUGAUUUACUAUUGUGAGUUUGCAAACAUUUCGUAUUUAGAAAGCUCAUAUUCAUACAUUGGAAUGAGCUGC
Molecule: messenger RNA, 2283 nt
Organism: Corticium candelabrum
Lineage: Eukaryota; Metazoa; Porifera; Homoscleromorpha; Homosclerophorida; Plakinidae
Exons: 2
Coding region: 227-2026 (599 amino acids)
Biological process (GO): protein phosphorylation; signal transduction
Cellular component (GO): cytoplasm
Molecular function (GO): ATP binding; protein kinase activity
Source: RefSeq, a predicted model, not a curated record